CCAGGUGGACUCCAACAACUAGCGGCUUCGGGGCAACCCGGAACUCGGCCCGCGGUACCCGGGGCGGCGGGGGCGCGGCGGGCGGUAGCUGCUGGACAGAGAGGGCCGCGCGCCGGGGCGGGCCGCGCGUGACGCACUUCCGUCCUGCGUCUUCCGGCUUAAAGGGGAGCUAGACCUUCCUCAUAACAACAAAACCAGCGCGCUCGCGCUGGGCGCCGCGGUUUUUAGUCCCCGCCCUCCCGCCACCUGCAGCCGCCUCGACCGCGCCCGGCCCUGCGCCGCCGCGCAGCUGUGUCCUGCCCGAGGGGUCACGCUGAGAGCGGGCCGCGCCCUUUGGCUAACUUCUCCAGCGGCCACCGCGCCACCUCGCGAGACCCUGGGCCGUGCCGUGGCCGCCGUCGAGCAGCAGGAAGGGAGCGGCCGCUGCGGAGGACGCCCGGCAGGACUGUGCUGCCGGCGGCCCUGCCCGGGCUCUAAGGGCGACGGUGGCGGGCCCCGCGGCCUUCUUUCAGUCCGGAGCCCGGCGGAGCCCGGACCUGGCGGGGAAAGCUGCACCCACGGCCGGGCCCCCCAGACUCCGCCGCCGCCACCGCCGCCACUGUCCAUCAUCCUUGGUACCGGCAAUGGCCUUUGUAUCACCCGAUGCACUUGUGACUGACUUGGACACGGAAUAUUAAGAACCUACUUGCCGCCCUCCCCAUACCAGUCGCACCGGCAGUUACCACCUCGGCCCAUUUGGGCUUAAGUACUGCUCCUCUUGACUCUGUUCAACUUUGGGGGCACCAUGGACCAAAGUGGGAUGGAGAUUCCUGUGACCCUCAUCAUUAAAGCACCGAAUCAGAAAUACAGUGAUCAGACUAUUAGCUGCUUCUUGAACUGGACCGUGGGGAAACUAAAAACGCAUCUGUCUAACGUGUACCCUAGCAAACCAUUGACGAAGGAUCAAAGAUUGGUGUAUUCGGGCAGACUGCUUCCCGAUCAUCUGCAGCUGAAAGACAUUCUCAGAAAACAAGAUGAGUAUCAUAUGGUUCAUCUAGUGUGUACUUCUCGGACUCCUCCCAGUUCUCCAAAAUCCAGCACCACUAGAGAAAGUCAUGAAGCAUUGGCAUCCAGCAGCAAUUCUAAUUCAGAUCAGUCAGGAUCAACAACUCCAUCAUCCAGUCAAGAAACCUUGUCUUUAUCUGCCAGUUCUUCCUCGGAAGGAUUGAGGCAACGUACCCUUCCACAAGCACAAACCGACCCAGCACAGACUCAUCAGUUCCCAUAUGUAAUGCAAGGAAAUGUGGACAACCAGCUUCCUGGGCAAGCUAUUCCAGCUGGAUUCCCAGUGUAUCCUGCUUUCAGCCCGCUGCAGAUGCUGUGGUGGCAACAGAUGUAUGCUCAUCAGUAUUAUAUGCAAUAUCAAGCUGCAGUUUCAGCUCAGGCUACAUCAAAUGCCAACCCAGCCCAGCCUGCUGCUUCACAGCCUCUAAAUUUGGCACAUGUUCCUGGAGAAGAACCUCCACCAGCUCCAAACCUAGUGGCCCAAGAAAAUCGACCCAUGAAUGAGAAUGUUCAAAUGAAUGCACAGGGAGGUCCAGUGCUAAAUGAAGAAGACUUCAAUCGAGACUGGCUGGACUGGAUGUACACGUUCUCCCGAGCUGCAAUUCUCCUUAGCAUUGUAUACUUCUAUUCUUCUUUUAGUCGUUUUAUCAUGGUAAUGGGAGCCAUGCUGCUGGUUUAUUUACACCAAGCUGGAUGGUUUCCUUUUAGGCAAGAAGGAGGUCAGCAACAGGCUCCCAACAAUAAUGCCGAAGUUAACAAUGAUGGGCAAAAUGCCAACAACCUAGAACUUGAAGAAAUGGAGCGUCUUAUGGAUGAUGGGCUUGAAGAUGAGAGUGGAGAAGAUGCAGGUGAAGAUGCCAGUGCAAUUCAAAGGCCUGGUUUAAUGGCGUCAGCUUGGUCUUUUAUCACCACCUUCUUUACUUCACUGAUACCAGAGGGGCCUCCCCAGGUUGCCAAUUAGACCUGAAAAACUGUGCCAGCUCCGAAGGAGGGUCUGACUUUAGGAAAGUGUUUUAAAUAACAGUGCAAUUUCAAAAAAAUUUAUUACUUUCUUUUCAUCAUCAUGUACAGAGGUGUUUUUUUCUUUAAGCUUCUCAUGCAUAUGAAUAUUUUAAGCACAAAUGGACUACUAAAUGUGUGAUUUUUUUUUUUCAAGAUCCUAACAGAACAUAGUAUAACAAUAUUGGUCUUCCAGAUUUUAUUAAUUUCAAUUAUGUAUAUUCUGUCAAGGCAGAUCUAUUUGUGUGUCUUAUUUCUUUAAAGAGCUGCUUCACAUAUAAAUGUCUAUAGCUAAUAGCCCAGCCCUUCAGUGUGUAAUUUGAAUAAAUAUAUCUAUUUUCUGUGAAUUAUCCUGAAAGGUUUAAACAGAAUGACCUCAUAGUUUUUAAUAAAGAAUAUUAUUUACCUAAAAUGUGCUAGCAGCAUCUUGCCCAGCCAUAAAGCAAUAAACUUCUCAGUAAUCUUAAUUUUGACAUUUGGAUAAAUAAUGGAAACUUUCUAUUUUAAGGGCAUGUAUCCCAUCAAUUGGAAUUAGUACCUUAAAAAAAAAAGGCAGCUCUUCAAUGGAAUUAAUAGUGAUAUAAAUGUUUGAUACAGGCAGUACUUUUAUAAAAUAUGCUGGAAAUUGCUCCCUGUAAUUUUUUUAAAUAAAAGGUCAAUUAUGGUAAA
Molecule: messenger RNA, 2712 nt
Organism: Acinonyx jubatus (cheetah)
Lineage: Eukaryota; Metazoa; Chordata; Mammalia; Carnivora; Felidae
Gene: HERPUD2
Product: HERPUD family member 2
Exons: 9
Coding region: 785-2005 (406 amino acids)
Biological process (GO): endoplasmic reticulum unfolded protein response
Molecular function (GO): protein binding
Source: RefSeq, a predicted model, not a curated record